Molecule: messenger RNA, 1227 nt
Organism: Nerophis lumbriciformis (worm pipefish)
Lineage: Eukaryota; Metazoa; Chordata; Actinopteri; Syngnathiformes; Syngnathidae
Gene: sowahd
Product: sosondowah ankyrin repeat domain family d
Molecular function (GO): protein binding
Source: RefSeq, a predicted model, not a curated record
CCAUUGGCUCGCUUCACUAUGAACUUUGGCUCACUUCCUCACUUUGGCGAAAAGGCAAAAAGGUGGUUUAAUGGUAGGUUUAUUAAUUUUAAAACUUCUUAGUGGGAAGGAGUUAUUGCAGUCUGUUUUCGAAUCCGCCGUACAGUCUCGUCUUAGAAAUAUGGAUGACGGCGCCUUGGAGGAACCGGCUGCCUCCACCGACACUCGCGCCAGACAAGCCCCAGUUAUAGAGCGCCUCUCCCGGUAUGGCGUGCCGGUCAUGUCCGGUGCGUCUAACCGGAGGUCGAGGCUGCUGCAGAGGCGGCAAGAAGACCAGACGGGGAGAGCUGCAGCAGGUCAUGACCGCGCUUCCUUCACACCUGCCCUGCGAAAUGCAUUGACCUUCCAGCGGGACCUCCCCUGGGCUUUGUACCCCAUGGAGCACGCGUGGAUGCUGUCCGCCGUGGAGGGAAACUACGACACCCUCUUGGAGUUCGUCUCCGAGGACCCGCUUCUCCUCACCAGGCGGGACUUCAUCAGCGGAUACUCGGUCCUCCACUGGCUGGCCAAGAGCGGCCGGGACGACACCCUCCUCAAGCUGCUCCACCACGCCGAGAAAGCGGGCGGCGGGGCUUCGGUGAGCGUCGACGUGCGGGGCAGCGGCGGACUCACCCCGCUGCACGUCGCCAGCAUGCACGGUCACGACACGGUCGUCAAGCUGCUGGUGGGGGCUUUCGGCGCCAACGUGGACGCCAUGGACUACAGCGGUAGGCGGGCCUGGCAGUACCUGCGGCCGGACGCGCCGGUGGAGUUGAAGGAGCUGCUCGGGAUGUGGGAUGACGAGCACGCCGGUGGAGGCUCGACGAAUGCGAAUAAGAACUGCAAUAACAGCAGCGGGGUUGUUGUCGCCGCACCGUGUGAGCAAGUAGACGGACUGCCCGCACACGUCAACUCGCUUCGCAGGACGAGGUUCGGAAUUUUGAGGAUGUUCUCCUUUCGUGCCAACAGACGCUGAACACUACCUUGGAAUAGGAGUGUCCAUUAAAUUAUUGAAAUAAAAUUAAGCAAUGUGAGAAAAAGCUUACAUUUCAUACUAAUGUGAUAUUGAUCCAACCCAAGCUAAACAUACACACGUGUCCCUAAUUAACAGCUAAGCACAGCUUGACAUUCCUAGUAAGUGUCAUUUGCAGUCUAACGCACUCAUCAAGCAAAUAUUAAAUACAAAGUCUCCAAGGCCUUUUAAAAUUG